Messenger RNA from Anoplophora glabripennis (Asian longhorned beetle), 3221 nucleotides. RefSeq names its product alpha-1,6-mannosyl-glycoprotein 2-beta-N-acetylglucosaminyltransferase. The transcript has 7 exons. The record is from RefSeq and is a predicted model, not a curated record. Gene Ontology annotation, biological process: protein N-linked glycosylation; oligosaccharide biosynthetic process. NCBI's taxonomy places the organism in Eukaryota, Metazoa, Arthropoda, Insecta, Coleoptera, Cerambycidae. Gene Ontology annotation, cellular component: Golgi membrane; Golgi stack. The coding region runs from base 221 to 1702 and encodes 493 amino acids. Gene Ontology annotation, molecular function: alpha-1,6-mannosylglycoprotein 2-beta-N-acetylglucosaminyltransferase activity.
GGGAAGUAUGUUGGUGUUGCGAAAAAUUGUUCCCAUUACAUGAAGAGUAAAUAAAUGCAUUUGUGAAAUGUGAUAAUUAAGGAUUGUUGAAAAUAUAUAUUAUUUAAAAAAAAUCAUUAUCAUGUAACUAAACACCAUUAGGAAAUAUGGGAUGUACUGACCGCAGCAAUGUUUGCAAAUAACUGUUCGUUGCCAGGUUCCUUUUAAUUGGAUAUGCCAUAUGAUGAACAGUGGAACUAGCCAAAUAUGGCGUCGCAGAACUGGUACAGCAUGGAUUCGUGUUGGAUUAAUUGUUUUUAUAGUGUUUUUUAUAUGGCUUCAAUUGAAUUUCCUAAGUUUCGGUGGAUCUACACCACCAUACAUAGAAGUAAAUGACUCAAACGCAGCAAUACUUAGUAUGGUACCAGCAGUUCUACACAAAUUUUUAUCACCUAAGCCGAGAAAUUUUACCAGUGCCAUAAGUUUAAAUGGGACACCAUACAAUAAUUAUAUUUAUAAAUAUGCGCCUAAUAUCUCUGAUAUUAAACGAAGUAUUGCACAAUAUAACUUGCAGCAAGUAGUUUACAACGAAAACAUCUUUGGGCCCCUGCAAAGUGACUCUGUCGUUAUUGUUAUACAGAUACAUGAUCGCAUUACAUACCUGCGUCAUUUAAUUGUAAGCCUGGCCCAAGCACGUGGUAUAUCUCAGACACUGCUUGUAUUUUCACACGAUUAUUACGAUGAAGAAAUGAAUAGCUUAGUACAAAGCGUAGACUUUUGCAAAGUUAUACAAAUAUUUUAUCCUUAUUCCAUACAAACCCAUCCACAUGAAUUUCCAGGUGAAGAUCCUGGAGAUUGUCCCCGUGACAUGAAGCGUGAACAGGCAAUGUUAAAGAAAUGCAAUAAUGCAUUAUAUCCCGAUCUGUAUGGUCAUUAUAGAGAAGCAAAAUUCACACAAACGAAGCAUCACUGGUGGUGGAAGGCGAACCGUGUUUUCAAUCAAUUAGAAGUAACAAGAAAUCACACUGGAUUAGUUGUAUUUUUGGAAGAAGAUCACUAUGUUGCUGAAGAUUUUAUACACAUUUUAAAAUUAAUGGAGAGACGUUGCAAUGAAUCGUGUAAACACUGCAACAUAUUAUCUCUAGGCACUUAUUUAAAAACAUAUAAUUAUUAUGGAGAUUCCAAAAAGAAAGAGGCUUUGCGCGCUAUUAAACAACAGUUUAUAAAAAAUGUGGGGCAAGUUCAUCCAUCCUGGACAUUUCAAGUGCUGCCAUCCUUAUAUCAGCACUCACAAAAGGUUGAAAUAACGCCUUGGAUAAGUAGCAAGCAUAAUAUGGGAAUGGCUUUUAAUCGUACGACAUGGAUGCAAAUCAUUGAAUGCGCCACCUACUUCUGUAAAUAUGACGACUACAACUGGGACUGGUCUCUGCAGCACAUAUCCCAAAAUUGCUUGAAACAAAAAUUACAUGCUAUGGUUGCCCGAGGUCCUAGAGUCUUCCAUAUUGGAGAAUGCGGUGUGCAUCAUAAAAAGAACAACUGUGAAUCAACAUCAGUAAUCUCGAAGGUUCAACAAGUGCUUAAAUCAGCGAAAAGACAUUUAUAUCCAGACAAUUUGAUAUUAACCUAUACAACUAUAUUAAAAAAGACUAAACUUAGGAAAGGAAAUGGGGGUUGGGGUGAUAGGAGGGAUCAUAAAUUAUGUAUGGGUAUGACUAUAAGGUAGUCAUUUUACUUCGUGAUUCUUUUAAUAAUAAAAUUAUUUUAUAGGAAAAAAAAAGUAUCUUAAUAGUAAGACGAAAAAAAUCAAAUUAUUUAUUUCAUUAUGAGACUGCUGAAGUGUAAUCGUAUUAUUUAAUAUCUACUAUUACAACAUUAAAUUGUUUUAAUAAUUUUUAGCUAUAGUAUUAACUCGAACAUUGUUUUUUUCAAUAUAUUUUGCACUUGCAGCACUAAAAAUGUAUGUGAACAUAGAAAAAGAGCACAAACUCUAGUUCUAAUAAGUAAUUGUACAAAUACAAUUUUCUGUGUAUAAAAGUACCCUAACGUAUGUUAGGUGUCAUCUUUGUCUCGAAACUUGAUAGACCCAUUGGCCUAAUUUACUUCAAAUACUCGAUUAAAUCCUCAAUUUUACAUUACUCGAAUAUUUUUCAUUUAACGGAGUACAGUUAUUAUACUAACUGCAGGUAUGAAUUUUCUCAAUUUUUUCUUUUGUCUCGUUGAAUAAAAUAGAUAUGAAUUACAUUUAAGGUCAGCCAACUUAAAACCAAAAAUUUUAGUUGGCAAAGGGAAAAUUGGUGCCAUGUUCAUAAAACAUUAAUUAUAUUGCAACGAAAAUGUACAGUGCAUUUUUUAUGAUUAAUUUUUUUCAGUAUUUAUUCAACACGAUUCGAUUUUUCCCCCUUUAUUAUAUAAAAUACUGACGGUGUAAUUAUUGUGUAUUUUUAUUUUUUUUAUUGCAAUUUUAAAACAUCUAGUCGAUUUUUGGUGCAACACAAAGAGAGAAAGACGAAGUGCAUAUUUUAAUAUUAGUUCAGCGGUAUUUAAAGGGUGCCAAUUUUGAGCCCAAUACGUCCAUCUUAGAAAAGUGUACUGUCCUCCUUCUUUAGUAUGCUUAUUACAAAUAUGACCUCCGUUUUGCUGUAAAUUGAGCCGUUUCAGAAAUAGAGAAAAAACAGAACGCACGCACUAUAACGGAAAAGCGACUCGCAGGAGGCAUGAUAUUUUCUGUAUAUUAUAGAUUUAGACAAGGCAAGUCCAGAAGCCAUUCAUGGCUAGUGUCUUUGCUAGACCAAGUAUUACAACUUCGUACACUUUUCAAACUUGGACCUUGUAGGCCCAAAGUCCCGUAAGACUUUGGCACCUUUUUUUGGGCUAAUAUUUUUUAUUUUUAAUUCAAAUUUUCUUUCUCUUUUUGACCUACGUUCUCAAAAUGCAAACAGCUAAGUAAGCUAAGAGAUUUUAAAUGUACGUAAAAAUUCAUGUGAUUUUGAUUGCCAUAAUUUGUAAAAAGCUUUUACUUACCAGUCUUUUUUUCAAGUAUAUAUGAAUGCGUUAGAUAUUUAAUUUCAUACAUAUAAGUAUUAUAUUUUGUAUCAAGAAAUGUUACAUUUUCAAAAUAUUUGUUUCUUUAAUGUAUUGAUUAUUGACCUUAUACUUUUUUUAUUAUGUUUAACCAUACAUCAGAUAUUUUCUAUUACCCAAUCAAUUGUUAUUGUUACGUUUGUUUUUUAAAUACAUUUUUA